ACACAUUAGGGUUAGUGUGUGUCAACUGAAAGGAAAUGUUUUCAUUAAGGUUAUGUUUCUGAGAGGUGGGAUUCUGGUAUCUGUGGUGGGAUUAUUAGGGAAGAUUGUACAACCUCAAACCUUUAGUGGACCUAAAAAUUCUGUUACAACUAAAUUGUUUUUUGGUAUUCAAUGUACUCGGAAAAUGACUACGAGUAAAGAAAUAGAGUCAAGUUUUAAAUCAUUGAUAAAUGAUAAUGAUGUAGUAGUUUUUAGUAAAACUACCUGCCCCUUUUGUAAAAAGGUCAAACAGUUAUUUAAGGACAUCAAUGCAGAAAUAUUUGUAUUUGAACUCAAUUCUCACUCAGAUGAUAAGUGCGCUCAGAUGCAAGAUGUCUUGCAAAAGAUGUCAGGUCAGCGCACUGUUCCAAACGUAUAUGUGAAGAAGCAUCAUGUCGGUGGAUAUACUGACACGAAGCAAGCUCUAGAUGAUGGCACUCUUUUUGAUAUGCUCGAAGGAGAUUUCAAGACCUAUGACUAUGACUAUGUAGUCAUAGGUGGUGGGUCAGGAGGCUUGGCUUCUUCAAAGGAAGCAGCCUCGUAUGGCCGCAAAGUAGCAGUAUGUGACUUAGUGACUCCCUCUCCUCAAGGCACCACUUGGGGUCUAGGUGGUACCUGCGUCAACGUCGGCUGCAUUCCCAAGAAACUCAUGCACAAAGCUGCAAUCAUUGGAGAGGACAUUGAUGACGCCCCCCAUUACGGUUGGACCACUGAAACGAAAGUGCAUUCCUGGCCAGAUAUGGUGGAAAACAUCCAAAAUCACAUCCGAUCCCUCAACUGGAAAUACAGAAAGUCCUUGAAGGACAAAAAUGUCACCUACUUUAAUGCUUAUGCCAAGUUUAAGGACAAACACACCUUAAUGCUAUACAACAAGAGUGGGGAGUUCCAGAAGGAGAUUACAGGUCAAAACUUCUUACUCGCUAUGGGAUGUAGGCCUGUGUAUCCGGAGUUUCCCGGUGCUCGGGAGUUCUGCAUCUCCUCGGAUGACAUCUUCUCUAUGACAGAACACCCUGGCAAGACUCUAAUUGUGGGGGCAUCCUACAUCUCCCUCGAGACUGCUGGCUUCCUGGCUGGUCUCGGCAUUGACGUUACUGUCAUGGUGAGGUCUAUACUCUUGCGAGGGUUUGACCAGGAAAUAGCCAAGAAGAUUGGAGCCAAUCUAGAAGCGCACGGAGUUAAGUUCGUCAACAACUGCGUGCCCACUAGUGUCACCAGAGUCUCAGAGGACAAAUUGUUGGUAGGUGUAAAUACACUAGAGCUACUGGCUGAUUUUGUAAGCUUGUAGCUAGAUAUAAUGAUA
This is a messenger RNA of Homalodisca vitripennis (glassy-winged sharpshooter), 1339 nucleotides long. Its product is annotated as thioredoxin reductase 3-like. Lineage: Eukaryota; Metazoa; Arthropoda; Insecta; Hemiptera; Cicadellidae. Gene Ontology annotation, cellular component: mitochondrion; cytosol. The transcript has 7 exons. The record is from RefSeq and is a predicted model, not a curated record. Gene Ontology annotation, molecular function: flavin adenine dinucleotide binding; glutathione-disulfide reductase (NADPH) activity. Gene Ontology annotation, biological process: cellular response to oxidative stress; cell redox homeostasis; glutathione metabolic process. Bases 53 to 1324 code for a protein of 423 amino acids.